UCCACAGGGCGAGUAUGGGGUUCAUCUUUGUCACCCUUUGCCAAAAGUCACUCUAAAAAUAUCGGCCUCGAUUUUAAAGAAGGAUGUGAAAAUACGCUUUUGAAACGGGAUAAAGUCUCGGAUUGCGAGAAGAAGAAGAAUCAAGCCAUCUCCAUCCGCGUGCGUGUGGCAGAAAGUAAAGGAGAGAGACGGGCAGGAGGGGGGGGUGGGGGGAGCGCUUUACUGGAAACUCACACUUUGGCAGUCCUUGGAUCCUCCGAGCGGUUCCAGGGACGCUGGGAACCCGCGUCAGAAAGUUUGAUGCCUGAGAGUUCCCGCUUCGAUCUGAGGUCCAGGCUGUAAGGGAGCACAAAAUCCCGGAGCUCCAAUGCCAGUGGACAUGCAGCCACAUCAGGGGCUGUACCACUAUGACACCUCGCCCAGUCACCCCUCCAGAGGCCUCGCCCCACCAGAUCAGCCUCCAUACAGCGAUGUAUCCUUGCUGCAUGGUCCGCACCUUAACGGCCCAACCCAGGACUGCCGGUCUAUGUAUAACCCCAUGACUCCAAACAUGAGUCACGGACCAGGGCCGGAACAGGGGAUUGGCCACUGCUUGGAUCAAUGCAUGAGGCCUCCUCAGGCUCUGCCUCCUCACAGCAUGAUGGGUCACAGGCUGCCUACAGAGGGUGGGAGUGCGGCACCGUACUGUAACCAGAGCAACAUGAUAUCGUCUCAUCACAGCUUCUGUCAAGUCCAGCCUGCUUCUGAUCAGAUUGGCUCCGGUGACGGCUCGAGGUUCUCCACGCCUCGCUCUAUGCUGAAGCUGAGUAAAAGAGAGCGCUGUCCAUCUCCCCUCUGUCUGACGCAAGCGUUGACCUGCAGACGGUCAUCCGGACGUCACCCAACUCCCUGAUAGCCUUUGUUAACUCUCGGUGCAAUCCCAACGCAGCCAGCUCUUACGGGCAUCUCUCUGUGGGCGCCAUGAGUCCAUCUUUGGGCUACUCCAGCUCUAUAAACUGCCAGUCCAGACCACAGGGUUCCAUGUAUGGAGGUGGUGGAGGAACGCCUAUGGGUGGACACACACCUGGUCCUUGCCAAGCACCUCGCUUACCUGCCCACAGUCCUCGGCUGCACGCUCCACCCAAGCAUGGACAUUUGAAGACAGAACCGGGGUUGGGAGGCGUGAUGGACAGCCUCAACAUGAAGAGUCUGGAGGAGAG
This is a messenger RNA of Thalassophryne amazonica, 1199 nucleotides long. RefSeq names its product transcriptional activator GLI3-like. Lineage: Eukaryota; Metazoa; Chordata; Actinopteri; Batrachoidiformes; Batrachoididae. The coding region runs from base 368 to 892 and encodes 174 amino acids. The transcript is spliced from 7 exons. The record is from RefSeq and is a predicted model, not a curated record.